Molecule: messenger RNA, 857 nt
Organism: Eurytemora carolleeae
Lineage: Eukaryota; Metazoa; Arthropoda; Copepoda; Calanoida; Temoridae
Exons: 2
Coding region: 38-742 (234 amino acids)
Source: RefSeq, a predicted model, not a curated record
CUUUUAUUCAGUUUUACUUUAGCACUCUAGCAUCAACAUGAAGUUUUUGGUUCUUGCUGUCUGUAUUGCCUCAACGACUGCCCAAGGGUUCUAUGGUCUCCAGACUCAUCCCAAUGGUGCUGUAACUCCUCUUGAUGAGCCUCGUGUUGCUGCUGCCAAAGCUGAGCAUCUUGCCACCAAGUAUGGAGUUUACGCUGAUGAAGGAUAUGCAGCACACCCCCAUAGUUACCCAGCAGUGAAUACAGCCUAUGCCAGCACAGUUGUUCCUACCAUUGCCUACAAUAGCUACAACGGACCCAUCCAUAUCCCCACCCUUGUUGCUCAUCCCAAUGGUGCUGUCACCCCUGCUGAUGAACCUGCUGUUCAAGCUGCACGUGCUGACCAUCUGGCUGCUUAUGGAGGAGUUUACGGAGGAGUCUAUGGAGCAUCUGCUGGGGUCUAUGCUGCUCCCUAUGGAUAUGAGCAGAGUUUCUAUGGUCUGGUAGCUCACCCAAAUGGAGCUGUUGUUCCCGUUGAUGAGCCUGCAGUCCAAGCUGCCCGUGCUGAACACCUUAAUGCCAAGGGAGUUUAUGGAGGAGUUUAUGGAGCAUCUGCUGGGGUCUAUGCUGCUCCCUAUGAAUAUGAGCAGAGCUUCUAUGGUCUGGUAGCUCACCCCAAUGGAGCUGUUGUUCCCGUUGAUGAGCCAGCAGUACAAGCUGCUCGUGCUGAACAUCUCAAUGCCAAGGCUGCCUAUGGCCACUAAGCAAGAACCAAUUAGUCUGUUACCACUAUAUAUAUAUUAUUAUAUAAUGCUAGUCUGAGUUAAGCAAAACAAAACUGUGCAACUGCAAUAGUCAAUAAAGAAAAUUUAAGAUAUA